AUGGCUGCACAAAAUAGAUUCUUUCAAGGAGGGUGGCAUCAGGUGAAUAGGAAAGGGAAACACUCCUUUUCAAGUAACAAGUGGGACAUCAUGAAGAAUGCGUCUGAAGGAAGCAUAGGGGAGGUUACUUCGUUCUUUAUAACGGAUUUCGAUCACAAAUGGAGAGCAAGAGACCUGUUUUUUGAAUUCAAGGAUCUGGGCGUGGUGGAUGAAAUUGUUAUUCCACCUAAGAGGGAUUGGAGAGGCGAAAAAUACGGUUUUGUGAGGUUUGUCAACGUCGUUAACAUCAGGGUGCUGGAGACAAAGCUGAACAAUUUGUGGCUUGAAGGGAGAAAACUGAAUGCAAAUGUGUCAAAGUUCAAAAGGAAGGAGUGGCCUGGAAAAGCUAUUACGUAUCACCCUUUCACCAGGGGCUCUAAGGAUGGAGCAAACGGCGUAGUAAAUAAGGGAGAUCAGAGAAGGAGUCAGGCAACAGGUGGGGAACAAAACAUAGAAUAUAAGGUGAAGUUCAACUCUUAUGCAGAUACCCUGAAAAACAACUUUCCGACGAUUGCAAAACAAGGGGGAGCCUCAAAAUCAGAAUCAAUUCACAAAGCCCCAGAGGAAGUUAGCUAUAAGGAGACCAUCAAUAAAUCGUUUUUCUUUAGGCCUAAUGAAGAGGAAAAAGACCGUUACCGUAAGGCAUGGGUGGGCGUAGCGAAAUAUCCAGGCAUGGCUUUUGGCGUGAGCGACAGCUUAUUGGUUGAAGGUUUCUUCUCCGUCGCGGCAACACCAUUGGGUCCGAACCUCUACCUGUUGGAAGAGGACAAAGAAGGGGAUCUUGCAACGUUUUUGUCAAAGGAUGAGGAGUGGAAGGAGCGUUGGUUCAAGGAGGUGUUGAAUGCAGAGGUCAGAAGAUGGCAACCAACUGAUGUGGAGUGUUACAGAUCUGUUUGGGUUUCGAUUUACGGUAUACCAUGCUUUGUUAGAAACAGAAGAUUUUGUGAAUCACUGCUUUCAGACAUUGGGGUGGUGGCAAAAGGCGACUGUAUGGAGGGGAAACAAAUCAGAUUGGAUGUUACAAGCUUGUUGAUUUUCACAAAUCUGUUGGAUACCAUUAAUCGGAAGGUUGCGGUUUCAAUAGAGGGUGUUUGGUACGAUAUUUUGGUAAAGGAAGAUGUGACGGUUAAGGUCGGAGACAAGGAAGAGUCGUGGGCCGGAUCUGAGUUCUCAUUGGAGGAGGCAAUCACGGAUGGCAAAGAGAAGGGAGUUUUUUAUCAUGAGAAUAAGGAUGGAUCUCCAAAUGGGCCCACCGUUAUUGGGCCUAAAGUUAAUUCUUUGGUGGACCCAGUUAACGCUAAAGACAAUUCAGCGGUUAAACCUUUAUGGACGGUGGAUAACUAUGUUUCACCACAUGGUGAUUUUUUUAAUUCAAAGUUAGAUGAAAAAGGAGUGGGACCCAGGCAGGAGACAAAAGAGAAUAUUAAGGUCGUAAAAGAAGGCGCCAUGCAUGCAGAUAUUGGGGACAGAGUUGAAAAUAAACCCCUGAGCUUCGAUGAACAGUGCAAGAAAUUGAAAAAUUCUAAAAAAGUUCGAAAGCAGUUGCGAGAGAUUUUUGACUUAGGUGAACGUGUUGAUAACUUUGUCUAUCCGGCAGACUUGGUUUUUUUGAUGAAUUCUGGCAAUGAGUCUAGAAAUUUGCAUGGAGGCUGCUCGGCGGGGAGGUCUAUUUCAAUCGACUCACUCACCAAUUCUGAUGUGAUGAAUUGCAUUGCCAGAGUUAUUAAAAGAACUUUAGGAAAUAAUUCUGAGGGUCUGUGGAAAUCAAUGAAUAAUUUGGGGAUUACAAACUCGUCUGUGUGUUUUGAGAGGUGUCAAAGAGGGGGAGGCUCUCAAGGUGAUGGAUAA
Vicia villosa (hairy vetch) is the source of this 1887-nucleotide messenger RNA. RefSeq lists its product as uncharacterized. The record is from RefSeq and is a predicted model, not a curated record. The transcript is spliced from 3 exons. Lineage: Eukaryota; Viridiplantae; Streptophyta; Magnoliopsida; Fabales; Fabaceae. The coding region runs from base 1 to 1887 and encodes 628 amino acids. Gene Ontology annotation, molecular function: RNA binding.